AUGGCCCAAACUCUGCCUCUGCUGCUGUUGGCCAUGCUGAACUCUCUGAGCUGCCACAGUGAGGUGAGGGCCAGGGACCCUGACAUGGAGGAAGAAGAGGCUGUGGGGAUUGGAGGAAGGGCACAGCAUAUUUCUGGCACCUUUGGGACCGCUCACCUACCCUUGCCCCAUGAAAAUCACGGCAUCCCAAAGCCUUCAGAUGGCAACCCUCAAAACUCAGUGUCCCCCUCAAGAGAGACUGUACAUCCAUCUGCACAGAGAGGAAACUGGUGUGCAUAUGUAAAUCACCGUAUGGUCACCACAGCCGUACUCUGCACUACAGAGACUCAAACUGUGAAAUCUGUGAACCCCUGUUCUGAUGGAGCUCCUGACUGCCAAAUCAUCACGUAUAGGCAGUCCUCACAGCCUGUAUACAAGCAGAAGCAGAUAGCACUCUCUUCUAUGCACUUUAAAUGUUGCCCAGGAUAUGGAGGACACAACUGCCUGGAAAAAGGCAAACCUCCAGAGGAUGAGAAGCAUGCUUUAAAGUCUGAGAUUAAUGACAAUGGCAGUUCAGGCAAGUCUGGCUUUACCUUUAACGGAGGUAAAAUGGGGACUGACCAACUGGAAGAUGCAAACUGGGCUGACAAACCUCUACAGGAGGCUCCCAUUCAUGGUUAUUCACCAAAUCAGAGUCCUUUUGGUGCCAGAGAAGGGAUCCCUACCUCUCAGCCUUUGCCAUUCCUUGAUUCAUCCAUUCUGCUGUCGAUGCAUCAGUUAAUGUCAACUAUGAUGAGUCAGCUUCAACCAGUGCUGGAAAGCUUCAAUCAAACACUGAAGCAUCUGUCCAGUGAGGUGCACGCAUUGUCUCAGGACUUGCAGCAACUGCGGAUGGAAAAGGAAGACAACAGGUCCACGAACAGAGGCGAAAGUCACAGUGGACCUAUCGAGCAGAGACUAGAGCCUAGUCAUCUCCAGAUCAGUCAUAUGAAAACCCAAUUGGAUACACAGAAAGACCAGAUGGAGAGGGCCUUUCAGGCCCAGCAAGAACUGCUGAAACACAACCUAACAAAACUGAAGGAAGAGGUGGAUGAUCAGAUCGGUCAAAGUCAUGAUACACAGGUGAAUCUCCAGUCUCUAUCUGAAUUGGUUGAGGAGGUGAGACUUGGCCAGAGGAAGCUGGAAGGGGCACUGCAGAGAGAACGUGCUGAGUUUGUCAAUCCAAGUGGAGGCAAGCCAACACAGGAGUCAGGAGUGUGGGAGGCCAUCACUCAACUACAUGAGAAGGCACAAAGUAACUCUGCGAAGCUCAGCAGCUUGUCUGAGACUUCUAAGGACUCUGAUAGUGCUGUCCAGGCUCUGCAAAGAGACCUACUGAACCUGGGACAGAGCCUAGAGGAGGUCAAACAACGCACUGAGGUCCACUUUGCAGAGACAGGUCUGGAGGUGGAGGCUACUCGAUUCAGGGUGCUCAACAGUGUUGGCGAGCUUACAGCUAACCUAAGUGCACAUGAGGGUCAGUUGAGAGAAAUUGAGUUUGACCUGGACAACAUCUACCAACAACUACAUAGAAAUGAUUCAGUAAUUGCAGAGCAAGCCUGUAGCUGUAAAUUGAUUGGCAGUUCACUAGCUAGGUUGGAGCUGGAGGUGGCUAAUGUGACACAGUUAGCAAAAGAGAAUCAACGUGCACUUGAGGAGGCAGCUCUAGAAAGGAUUCAGGCCACCGAAAUGGAGGAUCUUCAUCAGGGCCUGCUGAAUAUAAAGGAGUCAUUGGCCUUUGAGCAGGGCAGAAGCAGGAGUCUUCAAGACACUAUGUCCCAGCUACAGGCUUCACUCCUGGACAGCCAGCAAGAGAUCCAAGUCCUGAGACAGCGGGAUGAGGACAAGUCAAAUGCAAUUCGAGGCCUAUCAGCCACCUUCUCUUCCCUCCUGAAUGAUGCUGUACGCCAUUCUGAAGUCCUGGAAGUGCUACUCGGAGAGGAGGUCUUGGAAUUCUAUCGCUGGUCACACAGCCAAAAGAAAGACCUCAGUAUCCCAGAUCUUUUACAGAGAAUGGCUGUGAUGCAGCAAAAGAUUGAAACACAUGAUAGGAUUCUGGCCUCCCUUCGGAGAAAGCAUCCUGACGGGGAUGAGAUGAAUAGCGAUGACCCGGUGGCAUACUUAGAGGGGCCCGGUACAAAUAACCAGGCGAGAGGCCCUGAAAGUUACCAGUCCUCUUUACCAGACCCUUCGAUUGGAGAGGAGGAUGUUGAUUAUUCAGUCAGUGACUUCUGGAGUCUGGGAAAAGAGUUGGAGCAAUUAGCAGGUAGAAUAACCAUGUUGGAAGAGCACUGUGGCAACUGCACUGGGCCCUCUGGUGGUUCUGUUCUAGAACUGCAGGCAAAUAUAGCAUCCCUACGUCAGACCCUGGAGGAUCAUUUGAACAUGUUUCAAAACCUGUUCAGCAAUACAGAAGAACUAGCCAGCUCGACUAGAAGCCUGAAUCUAGAUGAAGUUUGGAGACUGGUGAGAAAGAAAGAAGGCAAGAGAAGGGGGAGCCAAAAGCAAGAAGAUCUGAUCAAAAGAGAAGAAAAGUCUUCCAGUGGACGAAGAAAAAGAUACAUAGAAAGAGAACAUGCUCAGUUACCACAUUCCCCCGUGGUGUUCAUCACAAGCCUGGACAACAGAAGAGGACCAAAUGGGGAGCUCACAUCGAAAAACUUGGCUGUGAACUAUGGUGGUACUUUUAAUCCUACAUCAGGGGUGUUCCAGGCAACUGAGACUGGAUUCUAUCUCUUCUUAGUGACCUUAGACUUUGAGAGAGGCCUUUCAUUGGCUGUACUGAAGCGCAGUGGAGUUCCAGUGGCCUCUCUCAGACAGGAACAAGGGGAAAAAAGGGGACCAGUUAGUCGAGCCUCCCUGCUGGAGCUUCGUCAAGGGGAGACAGUUACAUUAGAAUUGAUGCAUGGAUCACUACGAAAAGCGCAGCCUUGGGACAACACACUGUCUGGACUAUUGCUCUUCAUUACAGAGCACAAGGACAUGCUGUGAAGAGAAAUGGGUGAGCAACAAAGGAAUGGGAGGAUACGUUUGAGUCUGACGCACUGUGCGUCACUUGCAGACAUGCUGUAUUUUGUAUGCAUGCAGCCUCUUCUUGAAGGUGCCAAAAAUACUUGUUGAAAUAUUAUGUUUUGUAACUGAUUUUGGAAUAAUAUUGAGAAAACGAGGUAAGUUAAAGAAAUAAGAGGAAGACAGUUAUAUAACAGAAACAGUUAGAUACCACCAGUCCUUCUGUUGCUCUGUGGAGGAUCUAAUAAUAAGGCAAGGAAUACAUUAUGGAACCAGUUUCUAUGAGGCAAUAUGAAUAAACAAAUGGUACCAGUAGUGAGGGAAACUCUGUACAAAAAAUGGACAUCCUGCAAAUCAUGCAUUCAAAUGAUCACAUUAAAUGCAAAUGUCAAUCAAGAUUUAAACAUAAUGUUUGUGUACUAAAAUAAGGCAAUUUACUUAAAAAAAAUUGAUACAUUGGACUAAUUCUGUGUACAGAACAGAUUUUCUUGGUAAACAUAAGGCACCUCUCUUAAAACCAGAUAUUGUGCACAAUUAAAAAAAAAAAAGUUAAUAUUAUUCAGGCCAUUUUACGUUUCCUUACACAUUAAACAAUUAAGUCAAAAGCAUUGUGUAGUCAUUUAUCAAGCCAGAUGAGCUUAAAUGAGUUCAAAUGUGAUUUUCGCUAACUGGCAUGAUUGUAAUGGACAGAAUAGGCUUGAGCACAACUGCAGCCCAAACAAUAAGAAAACACACACAAGCAAUGGGAGAUCUGAAUCUUCAAUGCAAAGCAAAGGUUUUUGUACCUGUAUAAUUUAUAUUUCCCAGUCUGCUAUAAUAACUUAUUUAAAUGCACCCCAAUGAUAUAACUUGAUCUUCAAGGCAGAAAUGACCAACUUGUCUUUCAAGGCAAAGUACCCUGGUUUUGACGUUAAACCUGUAUUUUGUACAGGUAACCUGUAUAGUGCUAACAAUUUUCAUGUAUAUGAAAGGUGAACUUAAGUUGUCUGUCCUGACUUUUCAGUAAAUUACAGAUAAAGGGACUAGUUUUACACAUUAUAUCAAAGACAAAUAAUGAUAAUUCACCCACACUUUCAUAGGAAGUUAUUAAAUGUAGAAUUUCAUCUUAUAGUCAUAAAUUUAGUAUUUGAAAGGUUGAGCUGCUCUGUAAAACAUUGAGAAAGUCACAAGUUACAAGAACAGUGUUAAUAGUCCUGCAAGUAAAAAUAUCUUACCUCAGUAAUUCAUACUAUAUGACAUGACAUGAAUAAAUAGCACAUGCAUUUGCAUUAUUCUAUCACAUUAGACAUUUAUGAGUCAUAUGAUUCCCAAGCGUCACAACAUUAGAUUCAAGGCAAAACUGUUUAAAUGAGGCAUUGAAAACGGCAAUCCAAUCUGACACUGAUGAAUCAGAUGUGAUAUAGUGAGGUUGACUCGAAGGCUACUGGAUAUAAUACAACAACGUUUAUGAAGCAUUCGGGGGCAGUGGGCAUACAUCUGCACGGACACACCUGCAAUAAGUCAGAUCAGAGCUGCCAUUCUGAGAGAUUGAAAAAUCACCAUAUCUUCUAGAUGAACAGAUCUUAUACGGCAGCUGUGUUGGCAAUAUUUGACCAGUCAUACUUCAGUUCUUCAGGCCAAACAAGGGGUGAUGAUCAAAUUACUCCUGUCAUCAUACCUGAACUUUCUAUUCCUAACAGUGAGUACAUUCCCAGUCUUCAC
Sinocyclocheilus anshuiensis is the source of this 4728-nucleotide messenger RNA. RefSeq names its product multimerin-2-like. The transcript has 8 exons. NCBI's taxonomy places the organism in Eukaryota, Metazoa, Chordata, Actinopteri, Cypriniformes, Cyprinidae. Bases 1 to 3009 code for a protein of 1002 amino acids. Gene Ontology annotation, molecular function: protein binding. The record is from RefSeq and is a predicted model, not a curated record.